This is a messenger RNA of Boeremia exigua, 2598 nucleotides long. RefSeq lists its product as uncharacterized. The record is from RefSeq and is a predicted model, not a curated record. The transcript is spliced from 3 exons. NCBI's taxonomy places the organism in Eukaryota, Fungi, Ascomycota, Dothideomycetes, Pleosporales, Didymellaceae. The coding region runs from base 1 to 2598 and encodes 865 amino acids.
AUGACCUCGCAAUCGUUCGACGCACAGCUUCUAAUUCCGGACAACAACGCAUCGCAUCGGCAACUAGUCGAACUGAUUGCCGCCGGCGAAUUCACUGGACGAGGACUGCCCGAUGUUGCGCACAAAUAUCUGGACGCGUUUUGCAACAAUAGCUACUCGAAUGGUCGUCGAAGAUGGGCUGGUGUUGCGCUAGUUGGCAUGAUGCGCGCGUCUGCCAGCGUUGUUCAGCGCUUAAAGAAGCUGUCUCGGGGACCAUCUCGACUUGGCGCUAUUGUUCUUAACCACCGAGAGACUGAAGAACGCAGAAUUAUCGCUGGGCUCAUCAUACGGCAAGGUCUUGAUGCAGGCAUUGACUUUGCAGAUUUUUGGGAUUCGAGUAAAAUAAUGGACAGCGUUCUCAAUUUCCCCAAGGACUCGAACGAGGAAUGGAUGGCUCAAUUCCAAAGGUAUCUGGACACCCUAAGCGGUCUCGCAUUUGCGAACUUGAGCACUGAUGCCGUGGUACUGUAUCCUAUGUUUCUCUCCGCCAACGACGACUUCCAAUGGACUGGCCGAUCUGCUGUUGCGCUUAUCGAAGAGAACGCAUUAAAAAUGUUCGUGUCUGACUCCACACUUACCGAAUUUCAAUUCGUCGACAUACCUCUCGGCCACAUCAAAGAAAUAAACCUGCAGCACGACUCUCCUCAUGAAAGCCAAGAGGGUCGGUCUGGGCACAAGAUGUACAGUGCGACGAUCGUCUUACAUCACAGCUCACCGAACUAUUAUCUGAACGCGUCCAGUCGCACGACAUCUGAGUUCAGGCUGGCAUUUUCCGAGCAAGACGAUGCCAAUGAAUUUUACGCCGGGCUUCAAAGCUUUGUUACCGCCUCAAAUGCGGCAGCCGAAACAGACGAACCGAAAACUUCCAGGGUCCCUCACAAGAACCUUCGCGAACAAUCCGCUUCACGAUCCGAACCUCGAGACAGUGGGGAUACGAAUUCGGUCACUAGCUCAGCAGAAACAUUGGAUGAGCCUGCCCUGUCCGAGCAUCCGCCCGGGUCGGGUAAGGAGCGGGGCAAAGGGAAAUUAAAAAGUAUAUCAAAAGCGACGAAACAGAAAGCUGUACGAACUCAGCGAUUACCUUCUGGUCCGUCAAAGGUUACCAAAUCCAGAGCCGCUAAGAGGGCUGCCCCUAUCAUCGAUGUAAGCGGGGACGAAGAUGAAAGUGAGGAUUCUUCACAAGACGAGUAUCAUCCAAAGUCGACCGCGCGGGCGCGCAAUUCUCUGAGUAGCGGAACCGUCAGAAAGUCACAGGGUCGGCGCAGAAUGAACGCCGAAGACGAAGCCUUUGUCCCGACCGUUUCAAAAGCGAAGCCGAUGUCGACCAAGCGUAAGAGAGCAUCCAGCGACGCAGACGAACAUAAUCGUCCAACAAAGAAGAAAACAGACAUGAGGUCAGGCACCGACACUAUCCAGAACGGGGGGCCAGGACGGCACUCGUUGAUUGAUGGGUUAUUGAAUUCAAAGAGCCCGAACAAAGCUGCUGCCCCAACAUUCAAAAAGCCAGGCCAGCCUGCUUCAACGCCACGUAGGCCAAAGACCCAAUCUGUCCGAACCACUCCGAGACCGCAAACACCCCACGACGCGGAAGAUCUCCCUGUGUACAUCUCGUCGUCAUCUACACCGCGCAGCCAGGUGAUACACGAGGAGGACUUCGGUCUUGGCCACACUCCAAUUGAUGCCGAGAUCCUCUCAAGCAACACAAAGCGAGUUCCUGACUCACCACAUGCCGAGUCCACGGCCAUUUCCGGGCAUGCUGAUCGGGACGACGUUCAAAGAGAAAAGCGUAUAGCAGACAUGGAAACUGCGAAGAGCGAUCCUUUUCAGCAACGCGGACAGGGGCAGAAGAUAACUACGUUCACUCGCAAGCUGACUGGAGAGGGAUUCGUAGACGAUGGCGCAGUUCACAAGGAGUCUUUCAACGAUGACCUUGAGGCUGAUGAGCUACCCAUUGAUAUCGCGAGCCAACCACUGCCGAAACACAUACAACCGAAAGAGUCCAUUAUCUCAGCACCACAAGAAGCAGUCGAAGACACCCUGCCCCAGGCAAUAGACCAACAACCAGAUGCAGCCAAUGUGGAUGGUGAAACCACACUCGUUGGUGAAGAAAUGGAUUUACCUGAGCAAUACACGGCAAAGGCUUCGGAUUUACGGUUCAGAUCGUCACCGCCCAUUCCAGACUCGUCGAGCGUCCGAGAUGCCUCCUCUGAUGCACCAGAACCAGAGCCGGAGCAGUCACCCGCAACGUCGAGGGCAGACGAGCUCGAAUGGGAGGAUUCUCUCCAGCCACAUCAGCGAGAUCUUCACGAGCAGCUGCUGCGUACUUCGAAACGCGUCGUCCGUAACAUCGUGGGCCAUGAGACUGCUGUCACCGACAUAGCUGAUGUCUUCGCCAAUGAUGGAGAGCGCUUGCUCAACCUACUGCUGGAGAGACAGGAAAGCGAAUCUACAGAGGCAUUUCAAGAGCUUAUGACCAAGAAACAAAGUCUACUGAAAGAGCUUUCUGAUACGUCCAAGAAUCUGAAGCUGCAAAGGAAGCAAUUGAAAGAUAUUGAGUAA